AUUGAAUAUAGAAAAUUCUUCUAUACCCGUCUCAGACAGUGCCUUAGCCCUAUCAGCUCCAAAUACUAAUGCUGGUUCAUCACGUCUUUUACGGCUUAGAAAAGAAUUGAGAAAUCUUGGUGUUUCAUUUGAGAUAAUCGAUGCUACAAAAUUUCCUGAAAUUACAAGAGAAGCUAAUGAAAUCCAGCAGAAUCGACAAAAAUUUGUUGAGGCAUUUGAAAGAAUUGAUUAUCCAGAUCAUUUUACGUUAGAAUCAGUUAAGAAAAGGUUAGAUAGUUAUGAUGUAUCUACUUUACCUGAUUUACAAGCUCUCGCAGAUGUUAUGAUAAUGCUCUGCAUUCGUCCAGCUGAAUUUACAUCUUUACGUAUUACAGAUACUGGAGUAGUAGGUUAUGCGAAGAAUCGAGGACAGCCAAAUAUACCUAGAAAAUUUAGAUCUAUGGAGAAGAAUCAAGAACGAGCUAAAAAACUACUCACUUGGAUACAGAAUGCUAUUUCUUCUAGUCAAAUGGGUGCUGUUUAUGGUGUAGUAGUACAUGAGGCUAAGAAUAUGGCCCACGCUUAUACAAUUGCUGGAGAAUGUCUACGUCACAAUCCUGACAACCAUACUUCUCCAGUACAAAAUUACGUUAUAGUGAAUUACAGGCCUAGGAAUACUUCACCUGAAUAG
This is a messenger RNA of Dentiscutata erythropus, 670 nucleotides long. The record is from the annotation of a GenBank genome assembly. NCBI's taxonomy places the organism in Eukaryota, Fungi, Glomeromycota, Glomeromycetes, Diversisporales, Gigasporaceae.